Molecule: messenger RNA, 1335 nt
Organism: Arabis nemorensis
Lineage: Eukaryota; Viridiplantae; Streptophyta; Magnoliopsida; Brassicales; Brassicaceae
Source: the annotation of a GenBank genome assembly
AUGGCUGCGGAGCUUGUUAGUUCUGCAACAAGUGAAAAGCUUGCUGAUGUGGACUGGGCCAAAAACAUUGAGAUCUGUGAACUAGCUGCUCGAGAUGAAAGGCAAGCUAAAGAUGUUAUCAAGGCUAUAAAAAAACGCUUGGGAAGCAGAAACUCAAAUACUCAAUUAUAUGCUGUCCAGUUGCUGGAGAUGUUGAUGAAUAAUAUUGGAGAGAAUAUUCAUAAGCUGGUUAUAGAUACGGGUGUACUCCCCACACUUGUGAAGAUAGUAAAGAAAAAAUCGGAUCUGCCUGUAAGAGAGAGGAUUUUUCUCCUUCUUGAUGCAACUCAAACUUCCCUUGGUGGCGCUUCAGGGAAAUUCCCUCAGUAUUAUACAGCAUACUAUGAUUUAGUGCAUGCAGGAGUUAAAUUUCCACAGAGACCUAAUUCUACAGCACCAGUUGUGGUCUCGGCUCAAGCGAUUCCAAGAAAUACGCUCAAUGAACAACUUGCAUCUGCUAGAAAUGACGGGGCUGCGACUACUCAGCAGCGAGAAUCUCAAACUGCCUCUCCUUCUAGUAUUUUACAAAAGGCUAGUACUGCAUUAGAAGUUUUGAAGGAAGUGCUUGACGCAGUUGAUUCUCAAAAUCCUGAGGGGGCAAGAGAUGAGUUUACUCUUGAUCUUGUCGAGCAAUGUUCGUUUCAGAAAGAGCGUGUAAUGCACCUCGUCAUGACAUCGAGGGAUGAAAGAGCAGUUUCUCAAGCAAUUGAAGUGAAUGAACAACUUCAGAAAAUUCUCAAUAGACAUGAAGAUUUGCUAUCUGGUAGAAUCAGAUCAACUACAUCCAAUGGAUAUCAUUCCAAUCUCGAACCUGUGCGUCCUAGCUCAAACGGUCACCAGAAACUGGAGCUAAAGACUUCUAAUGCAAAUACCGAAUCAAGCAGCUCUAUCUCUAAACCAGGUCAUCUUAAGCUUGAGGAUGAAGAUGAGGAAGAGGAGCCUGAGCAGCUAUUCAGAAGAUUGCGAAAAGGGAAAGCUAGAGCAAGGCCUGAGGAUGAAGAAGAGCCAUCACCUCCACAAGCCUUACUUGGAUCAGCAAUCCAUAGCGAAAGACUCCACCGUCCACUUAUUCGUCCUUUACCAUCAGAGGAGCGAUCACGCGGUGGUGAUAGCCAUUCGCAAUCUCCGCCUGUUGUGAUUCCACCACCACCUGCAAAACACGUUGAGAGGGAAAAAUUCUUCAAGGAGAAGAAAGUCGACGGUGCCUCGGGUUUACCAGGUCAUAUGAGAGGCCUUUCUUUGCAUAGCCGCGAUGGCAGCAGCUCACGCAGUGGAAGUGUAGACUUCAGUGACUGA